GGGGAAGCUAAACACAGAUCAGAACCAGAACCAGUAAUUGAUCCAUUAGUCUGAGUGGUUACGGUUCGGAUGGGGCGAACAUGAAGCCCAGCUACUAGAACUCGAACCGCUGUCUGUUGGUUCUUCCCGCCUGGUUCCGGUACUUUACCUGGCACCGCCACCAUGAGCUCCAGGGUGUGCCGGACCUGUGGGGGGUCCGACAUCGAUGUGGACCAGGCCCGGGGCAGUGCAGUGUGCACGGGCUGCGGCUCGGUUCUGGAGGACAACAUCAUCGUAUCAGAGGUCCAGUUCGUGGAAGGAAGUGGAGGCGUGUCGUCCGCUGUGGGACAGUUUGUCUCUGCUGAUGGUCCAGUUAAAGCUCCACUCCUCGGUUCUGGUUUCCACACCGGCGUCGGAAAGGAGUCCAGAGCCCAGACGCUGCAGAACGGUAAGCGUCAGAUCCAGCAGCUGGGCAGCCAGCUGCAGCUCAACCAGCACUGCCUGGACACGGCCUUCAACUUCUUCAAGCUGGUCGUCAGCAAACACCUGACCAGAGGCCGGCGGACGGAGCACGUCAUCGCCGCCUGCCUCUACCUGGUGUGUCGCACCGAAGGCACGCCCCACAUGCUACUGGACCUGAGCGACCUGCUGCAGGUGAACGUCUACAUCCUGGGGAAAACCUUCCUGCUCCUGGCCCGGGAGCUGUGCAUCAACGCGCCCGCCAUCGACCCGUGCCUGUACAUCCCUCGCUUCGCUCACAUGCUGGAGUUUGGAGACAAGAACCACGAGGUUUCCAUGACGGCGCUCCGCCUGGUGCAGAGGAUGAAGAGGGACUGGAUGCACACGGGUCGCCGACCGUCUGGGCUCUGUGGAGCAGGUAAGGUUGUCACCAUGGCAACAGCAACAUUCAUGUGGCUCAUGACGGUCCCCCCCCCAGCUCUCCUGGUAGCGGCUCGGAUGCACAAGUUUCGGCGCUCGGUGAAGGACGUGAUCGGCGUGGUGAAGGUGUGCCAGACCACUCUGAGGAAGAGGCUAACAGAGUUUGAGGACACGCCCACCAGUCAGCUGACCAUCGAUGAGUUCAUGCGGGUGGAUCUGGAGCAGGAAUGUGAUCCGCCGUCCUUCACUGCCGGCCAGCACAAAGUCAAGAUGCAGCAGCUGGAGCAGGAGCUGGCCCGGAAGCUGGAUGAGGUCGAAGGAGAAAUCAGCUGCUACAAGGAGGAGAUCGAGACAGAGCUGGAAAAGAGCCGGCCCAAACUCAGGGGGAUCUACGCCGCCUACGCCAAGGAAAUGGGUCCGUCCAGAACCACAGCAGAUCCGGAGGAUGAGGACGUCCUGUCCUCUCCGUCCGACCCGGAGGACAAGGAGGGGGACGACGCCGACCUGCAGGCCGCCGCCCAGCGGCUGACGCAGGACUUCCUGUGUCAGGUGAUCCAGGAGGAGGGGGGCAGGGCGCCACAGGAAGUAGAAACGGAGGGAGCCGGGCUACCCGCCCAGGGCGCCUCUCUGGCCUCCAUCCUGGGGAACGCCAGCCUGGGCCUCCAGGAGAGCUUUCACACCUUCAAUCUACCAGAACCGGACCAGAACCCAGAUGAGGAUCCAUCCCCGAGUGGAGAGCUGGACCUGGAAGGAAUCGAUGAUCAGGAGAUCGAUAAGUACAUCCUGAAUGAGAAGGAGGUGGAGGUGAAGACUGAGCUUUGGACCAAGCAGAACGCAGACUACCUGAAGGAGCAGAAGGAGAAGGAGGAGAGAAUCACCAAGGAGAAGGAGCAGGGCACCUACAAGGAGAAGAAGAAGAAAUACAAGAAGCGAGAGCAGAUUGAGGCUGCCACGGCGGGCGAGGCCAUCGAGAAGAUGCUGGAGAGGAAGAAGAUCUCCAGUAAGAUCAACUAUGACGUCCUGAGAGACCUGAACCAGCCAGCAGGAAGUCCCGCCUCCGAGCCCCCAGGGGGCGCCGCCGCUGCCCCGCGCAAACGCCUGAGCCGCCGCCGCAGGAAGGCUGGCGACGCCAAUGCAGAGCUGUCUGCCGGCGCCACCAUGAUGACCAAGAGGUUCCGGCGCCUCAUUUCCUCCACACCACGGAAAAAGAAAGCUGCUCCACAGGUGGAAACAGCAGUCGUCACGGAAACGGCAUCAGAGGCCGUACCUGAAGCUCCUCCUGCUGCUGUCCCAGGCCCCGCCCCUGCUGAAGCCCCACCCCCAGUGGAGACAGAGGAAGAGGAGGAGGCGGCAGAGGAAGACUGCGUCAGUGCACUGCGGCUGGUUGGAGAUUACGGCUGUGAGGAAGAGGAGGUGUUUUAGCUCCGCCCACCCUGAACAAACUCCGUCCAGCCAAUCAGAGGCCAGCAGAGCGAUGGAAGAACCGGAGCUUAGCAGAACUUUUCCCUUUAAGGUGACUCGGACCGAGCCGGAACCGGCAGAACCAGCAUGUGACAGGAAGUGUGUGUUGCUGUAUUUUGAUGAUGAAAUGUGCAACGCGAACAGAAUCAUGGCUCAGCAGAAACAUUCCAUAAUAAACGGACUGAAAGUCCAGUCGGUU
Messenger RNA from Poecilia latipinna (sailfin molly), 2518 nucleotides. RefSeq names its product transcription factor IIIB 90 kDa subunit-like. Gene Ontology annotation, cellular component: nucleus; transcription preinitiation complex; transcription factor TFIIIB complex. The record is from RefSeq and is a predicted model, not a curated record. Gene Ontology annotation, molecular function: RNA polymerase III general transcription initiation factor activity; TBP-class protein binding; RNA polymerase III type 3 promoter sequence-specific DNA binding. Bases 163 to 2280 code for a protein of 705 amino acids. Lineage: Eukaryota; Metazoa; Chordata; Actinopteri; Cyprinodontiformes; Poeciliidae. The transcript has 18 exons. Gene Ontology annotation, biological process: DNA-templated transcription initiation; transcription by RNA polymerase III; transcription preinitiation complex assembly.